GCCUCGUAUCAAUGCUCGACUCAGGUCUCCUGGUUGCGCAAAGAUCAAGAUGGCUGCUAGUGAAGGAUCUCCAAGAGAAGAGGAGCCAAGUGCCAGCUGUGUAAUAAUCCAUGAAAUUUACGACUCUGAGGAUGCACAUGAAGAGUUUGAGGCCAAACUAGAAGCCGCGCUGGAAUCAGGGUGCGCCACUAUCAUCAUAGAACCUAAUAAAAUUGGCGAAGAAACUACAAGAUGGAUUCGAGUUGGUAACUGCCUACACAAGACAUGUGUUGUCACUGGAUCUAUAGCACUACUAAGUCCAUUUAUCAUGCCGAGAGCAUUUAGAUGUCCAAGUUCUUUUGGUUUUAGCGGCAUCAGCAUAUUCUGUGCCUUGUUAUAUGGAGUAUCAUGGCAGUUUGACCCGUGUUGUAAAUACCAAAUAGAAUAUGACACUAAAAAACUAGCACAACUACCAGGGGGAAUGUCAUCGUCCCCGGUUGUACUAUUAAGGACUGAUGACAAAUAUAGGAAAAUUCUUCAUAAUGCUAUUGCAGGUGCGGCAGCUCUUUACUGUGGAUGGAAGAUAUAUAUUUCAUAUUAUGGAUAACUGGAUUGCCUUAUCGGCACUUACACAGUAUUGUGGAAUAUACCUAUUUCAAAAAAGGUUGCCAGAGGCAAAGUAUGAAGUUGCAAGACCAAAAGGAUGAACAUGAAAACUUUUAGAAAUUUUUCAAAUUGGGGUAUUUUGUCCACUGACAAGCAACAAAACUGAGCAACAUAAAUAUAUCAACUCUAGACUUUGUCUUCUGGACAAUAAUAAUAAGGAACUCAAGUUAUUCAAUUUAUAGACCCCUUGCACCACAUUGGAAUGCAGCUCAAUAUUUGGAGGACAAAACAAUAGGUUUCCAAUUCUCAUUAGAUUGAAGUUCUUUUGUUUUGUCCUCCAAGUUGAGCUGCUUUGACGUCACAUGCGAGGGGAUCUAUUCUUGGAUCCUGAAAUGAGCUAGGCUUUGCACCAUCAUGUGAUCACAGCCAUGACAGGAGGCAGGAACAAUUGAACCUGACCUAACCUGAUUUACACAAGAAAGAAUUCAGUUUCCCUGGGGAAAAAAGACUGUUGCUGUGCCUCUUGUCAUGGAUGCCAUAUCUUGAUGGUGCAAAGCCUCUAUUGCUUAUCACAGAUCUUCUUUGGCUUUGACAAUGAUUUUAUUUUUGAAAUUGGUGUAAGUUAUUCCAUCAAUAGAGUGUGGAACAAGGAAUGCUUAAGUACUAAGGAAGAUUAAUUUUUCACAAGAGAGUCUGCAGGCCAAGAAAACAGUGUUUUUAGGAAUGUAAUUUUUUCUUAAAGUCUGUGGGUAUCUUUUGGGAAUACAAAAUUGAAAAACUAAACGUUGGUCUCAAGCCAAGGUUGGGUUUGAUAAAAUGCAUUUAAUGUAUGAAUGUCUUUAAUACAUCAAGCCCUCAACUUGGAACCAUUGUUUCGUCGUCAUUCAAGGGAAUUUCAAGACCUCUUAACAAUUUAACAUACCCUAAUCUAAGAAGUAUUUAUAAUAGUUUUGCUAUUUUGAUUAAGUAUUAUUCUCGUGCAAGAGAAAAUAAUCAUCCAUCUUUUGAAAACCCUGAGUAAACUAGUCUGUAAUCAAGGGAAACAGUGGUAUUUUAUAAACUACAAAAGGUCUUCUAGCAUGAAAUCUAAAAAUGUGAAGUUCCAGAAAUUAUCCAUACCCCAAGGAGGAAUUUUCGUAAAGACCCCCAUCCCCCCUACCCCCAGAAAUUCUGAUUGUCUUCCAUACAAACUCUGUAAUUUUGUUCUUUCUUUGACCCCCACCCCUUGGAAAUUCUAAAUUCCUUGGGGUGGGGGGGGGGGGGUAGUAUGGAUAAUUUCUAAUGUAACUAAUAAAUCUGUCAAUUAGUUGAAUGUCAGGAGAGCGUUUUAGAUUACAUUGUAAUUAUUGUCUUUAGAUAUAAAUCUUGAUUAAUUUUAGUUUUCUUUGCGUGUGGUUUAGUGUUAUUUAUAAACAAACAUGUUAACCUUUAAAAAGCUUGUUUUGAUAACUUGGCUAUGAUUUCAACAUCAAUAUUACAUCCAGACUUGAUGUUUGUUUAAUUGCACUCUGGUCACUUAAUUAAGUAUACAAGUAGGGUGUGGGAGAGAGGAGAGGAGUGUUCUAAAAAAAUUGUCAUGACUGUUGUUCUACUACUGGGGUCUUGUGCUUAACUCCUUAACAACACAUGUGAGUAGAGUUUGUUAGGUCUCUCCUUUGAUUUGAGAAUUCUUUCCUCCCUACCUAAAUU
This is a messenger RNA of Actinia tenebrosa (Australian red waratah sea anemone), 2274 nucleotides long. Its product is annotated as transmembrane protein 11, mitochondrial. The record is from RefSeq and is a predicted model, not a curated record. Gene Ontology annotation, cellular component: mitochondrial inner membrane. Gene Ontology annotation, biological process: inner mitochondrial membrane organization. Lineage: Eukaryota; Metazoa; Cnidaria; Anthozoa; Actiniaria; Actiniidae.